Molecule: messenger RNA, 342 nt
Organism: Funneliformis geosporum
Lineage: Eukaryota; Fungi; Glomeromycota; Glomeromycetes; Glomerales; Glomeraceae
Source: the annotation of a GenBank genome assembly
AUGAGUGGUGUAUUUCUCGCCAGUUAUGAUGAGGACACCGAAUACCAGCUUGAUAUCAUAAAAAAACUGGGGAGAUUUAUGUGGGAAUGGUUCCACCACCCCAAGAAGCAGAAUGAGAACCCGAAAAAGAUGUGUUGGAUACUUGUGUUAAAAAUGAUCCUGUUAGGAACCUAUUUUACUGAGCAAGUUCCUUUUCAACACGUAUUAUUACAUGGUCUAAUUCGGGAUAAAGAUGGGAAAAAAAUGUCUAAAUCAUUAGGUAACGGAGUUGAACCAGACGAAUUAAUAGCAAAAUAUGGUUGUGAUAGUUUACGGCUUUUUUUGUUAGAAAAUAAUAUUUGA